This is a messenger RNA of Drosophila suzukii, 2366 nucleotides long. It is a transcript of the gene Hsp60A, whose product is annotated as Heat shock protein 60A. Gene Ontology annotation, biological process: protein import into mitochondrial intermembrane space; apoptotic mitochondrial changes; protein refolding. Gene Ontology annotation, molecular function: ATP-dependent protein folding chaperone; ATP binding; protein-folding chaperone binding. Gene Ontology annotation, cellular component: mitochondrial matrix; mitochondrial inner membrane. The record is from RefSeq and is a predicted model, not a curated record. NCBI's taxonomy places the organism in Eukaryota, Metazoa, Arthropoda, Insecta, Diptera, Drosophilidae.
CCUCUAAUCCACAUUAAGGUUAGGAACCGCACAUUUCGAAGCAAGUCAAAACUGAAGUGAAGUGAGCUUGUUGUUUCACAUCAAAUAGAAUCGGGACUAAUAGUUCAACUGUCUUGUUAAUAUAUCGCAGUACCAGUUUUAUUCACAAUGUUCCGUUUGCCAGUUUCGCUUGCUCGCACCUCCAUCAGCCGCCAGCUGGCCAUGCGCGGCUAUGCCAAGGACGUAAGAUUCGGUCCUGAGGUGCGCGCCAUGAUGCUCCAGGGCGUCGAUGUGCUGGCCGAUGCCGUGGCGGUGACCAUGGGACCCAAGGGUCGCAACGUCAUCAUCGAGCAGUCGUGGGGCUCGCCCAAGAUCACCAAGGACGGCGUCACCGUGGCCAAGUCCAUUGAGCUGAAGGACAAGUUCCAGAACAUUGGCGCCAAGCUGGUCCAGGAUGUGGCCAACAAUACCAAUGAGGAGGCUGGCGAUGGCACCACCACGGCCACCGUUCUGGCCCGCGCCAUUGCCAAGGAGGGCUUCGAGAAGAUCUCGAAGGGCGCCAAUCCCGUCGAGAUUCGUCGCGGUGUCAUGCUGGCCGUUGAGACGGUUAAGGACAACCUGAAGGCCAUGUCGCGCCCCGUGAAGACGCCCGAGGAGAUCGCCCAGGUGGCCACCAUCUCGGCCAACGGUGACCAGGCCAUCGGCAAUCUGAUCAGCGAGGCCAUGAAGAAGGUGGGACGCGAUGGCGUCAUCACCGUCAAGGAUGGCAAGACCCUCAACGAUGAGCUGGAGGUGAUCGAAGGCAUGAAGUUCGACCGCGGUUACAUUUCCCCCUACUUCAUCAACUCCUCGAAGGGCGCUAAGGUGGAGUUCCAGGAUGCCCUGCUCCUGCUGUCCGAGAAGAAGAUCUCGUCGGUGCAGAGCAUCAUUCCCGCUCUGGAGCUGGCCAAUGCCCAGCGCAAGCCACUCGUGAUCAUUGCCGAGGACAUCGAUGGCGAGGCCCUGAGCACCCUGGUGGUGAACCGUCUGAAGAUUGGCCUGCAGGUGGCUGCCGUCAAGGCUCCCGGAUUCGGUGACAACCGCAAGAGCACCCUCACCGACAUGGCCAUCGCCUCCGGCGGCAUUGUCUUCGGCGAUGAUGCUGAUCUCGUCAAGCUGGAGGAUGUUAAGGUCAGCGACUUGGGACAGGUUGGUGAGGUUGUGAUCACCAAGGACGACACCCUGCUGCUGAAGGGCAAGGGCAAGAAGGAGGAUGUGCUGCGUCGCGCCAACCAGAUCAAGGAGCAAAUUGAAGACACCACCUCCGAGUACGAGAAGGAGAAGCUGCAGGAGCGCCUGGCCCGUUUGGCCUCGGGCGUUGCCCUGCUGCGCGUCGGCGGCUCCAGCGAGGUGGAGGUCAACGAGAAGAAGGAUCGCGUCCACGAUGCCCUGAACGCCACCCGUGCGGCCGUCGAAGAGGGAAUCGUUCCCGGAGGCGGCACCGCUCUGCUGCGCUGCAUUGAGAAGUUGGAUGGUGUGAAGACCUCCAACGAGGACCAGAACCUUGGCGUUGAGAUUGUCCGUCGUGCCCUGCGCAUGCCCUGCAUGACGAUUGCCAAGAACGCUGGCGUUGAUGGCGCCAUGGUGGUGGCCAAGGUGGAGACCCAGAGCGGUGACUACGGCUACGAUGCGCUGAAGGGCGAGUACGGCAACCUGAUCGAGAAGGGCAUCAUCGAUCCUACCAAGGUGGUGCGCACCGCCAUCACGGACGCCUCCGGUGUGGCCUCUCUGCUGACCACCGCCGAGGCUGUGGUGACCGAGCUCCCCAAGGAGGAUGGUGGUGCCGGCGGCAUGCCCGGCAUGGGUGGAAUGGGCGGCAUGGGAGGCAUGGGCGGCAUGGGUGGCAUGAUGUAAGCCACCACACUUGAAACAGACACACACACACACAGAGAGAGAGAUGAAGGAUCGGUGCCAACAUGGCUUAGAUGGAAGGGAACGACGACGCAGAGAGGAGGCCAGCGAACGCAGAUCAUCAUCCCCACCACCACCAACAAUACCAGUCAGCUGUCGAGGCGAGACCCACCAAUAUCUCUUACAUCGGUGCAUCCAGCCAGAUUCACACCUCUUUUGACUCCCAUACACACACACACACAUUCUAAUCCUUGAUGGAACCUUGUUUUGCUUCGCAUUUAUCCUUUGGCAAAAGCAGAAACAUCAUCAACAACAACCAUGGACUGGAUGUGAGCUCGCCGAGACGCCUGCGUUCGCUACGCCACGUCGUCGUUGCUUCCAUUGUGUACUACGUUUUUUUUAACUAUUCCUUAACUCUAUUUUUUUUACAUGUUAUAUAUGUAAAGAUACCGUUAGUUGUAAAAUAUAAAAUAAAAACAGAAGUUAAAUUGAGGAAA